This is a messenger RNA of Parnassius apollo (apollo), 396 nucleotides long. NCBI's taxonomy places the organism in Eukaryota, Metazoa, Arthropoda, Insecta, Lepidoptera, Papilionidae. The record is from the annotation of a GenBank genome assembly.
AUGUGUUUACAGAACUUGGAGUCUCAAGAUAAAAUCAAUGAAGAUAAUGUUGAGACAAGAAACACUGAAGGCGAGAAGGCUGUUGAAAAUACUUCAGGAGUUGGAACCUCAAGCAAUGACUCGGGCCAGUCAUUCAAAGGGAAAAAUCCUCGGAAAAGGACGAUGCUACGAGACUAUGAUAACUUACUGACAAAGGCUCAAAAUGUAGCCAACAGUGUCAACAGCUUUGUUGUAUCAGAGAAUGAAUUCGACUUAUUUGGAAGAAUGGUUGCAGUUCAAUUGAAAAUUUUACCAAUGGAGUCAGCAAUUGAAGCACAACAGUAUAUUCAAAAUCAUCUUUUUGGUUUGCGCUUGAAAUAUCCGCCGUCAGUCUCAAACAUCCAAUUUCAUUUAUGA